This is a messenger RNA of Prunus mume (Japanese apricot), 1129 nucleotides long. Lineage: Eukaryota; Viridiplantae; Streptophyta; Magnoliopsida; Rosales; Rosaceae. The record is from RefSeq and is a predicted model, not a curated record.
AUGGUUAAUCAACUUGACACCAACAAGUCAAUAGCAAAGCCUGCAAAGGGCACUGUUCGACUAGUGUUCAAAAAGGGCUCCAGUGAGUGGGGCUUCAGAUCAUUUAUGCCUUGUAGUGAGCUUUAUGACUGCAGUGCAGGUUAUCUUGUGAAUGAUGUAUGUAUUGUUGAAGCCAAGGUUGAUAUCCCAAUUAAGAGUCAAGACCAUGGACUUGGCAUUUCUGCAACUAUCAAGUCCUCAAUUAAGAAAGAACAGAAAUGGUUGGAGCCUUCAAAUGUGAAUUCUGUUCAAGUCCCAGACUCUUUAGUUGCACCUAAGACACCUUGUUCUAAACUGGUGCCUGCUUUGCAAGAUACGCCAGGUUCUGGAAAAGCUUUUAUUGUUAACCCUACUAAUGAUAGCCCUGUUGAACCUUCUCUAAACAAGGUACCUAUGGAAGUCCCCACCGACCUAUCAGCCGAACAUGUGGAUUUUAAGGGUUUUGGACGGAUAGAGAAAGUUUUUCUUCCACUACUAGAGGAAGUCUGUACAUGGCAUCCUUCAUUGAUUCAAUGCCAACUGAAAAGUAGUAAUUUGUUUGCUAACUCUGCAUUCAAUGCUUUGGGACGAGUGCUGUAUUGUCUCAAGACUACAAAGGUCAAGGAUAUGACACAGGAAUCUUGUGAACGCCUUCAGCUUUUCUGGGAGGAGCUUGAGACCUUCAGAUUUGACUUGGGAUGGCUGGAGCCUCGAGUUCAAUAUGCCCUUGGUGUGAAGAGAUUGGUGCAAAGGGCAGGAAGAAGGAAGAGGCUAAGAGAAGAUGUAAAUGAUUUGGAGAAUGAAAUUAAGAGGCGGAGGCACAAUGUAGUUGUUUUGGAGACUGAAGUUCAGAGGCAGAGGGCUACACUUGCUGUUGCAGAGGUAGAUCUUCAGGUAGCAAAGGUAGACUUGGCAAAGUUGGAAGAAGACUUCAAUGGGAUUGACAUGGAUAGUGAGAUGGGUUAUGAGAGGCCUUAGUUUUAAUGGGGAGUUUUCUCCAAGAUCCGAGUACGAUUUAUAGGAGGCGUGUCUGCAAUAUAUAUUUACCACUUGCACGACUAGGAAUUUUGAAACUUAUGAAACACUUGAAUUAGCUGUCUGUAAGUUAUAU